Messenger RNA from Dioscorea cayenensis subsp. rotundata (Guinea yam), 2001 nucleotides. RefSeq names its product golgin candidate 2. NCBI's taxonomy places the organism in Eukaryota, Viridiplantae, Streptophyta, Magnoliopsida, Dioscoreales, Dioscoreaceae. Gene Ontology annotation, biological process: Golgi organization; retrograde transport, vesicle recycling within Golgi. Gene Ontology annotation, cellular component: Golgi cisterna; Golgi membrane. The record is from RefSeq and is a predicted model, not a curated record.
GGCGGAGGAGCUGAGAGAUCAUCAAUGGCGGGUUGGAUCUCCUCCAAGCUGAAGGUCGCUGAAAGCCUACUUCAACAGAUCGACCAGCAAGCUGCGGAAUCUCUGCGAAAGAAUGAGAGGAUUCAAUCGAGUUCUUCUUCUUUGAGGGAAGAAGAGAUCUUCAAGAAGAUCGAGUCAUCCUUGCCUCUCAAGCAGCAGCUCCCCAAGAAAUCACCACCAUCUCCAUCUCCAUCUCCAUCUCCAUCACUAUCUCCAUCUUUAUCUCCAUCCCCUGCUCAGAAUUGCAGCCAAGAAGGUCCUCAGUUGCCGACGCCGAUGGCGAUUGGACCCAGCUUCUCAGUUCUCCCAAGCCCAUCUACCCCGUUGCUCGCCCGAGCCUGCGAUCGGGAACGACGACGUCUCAUAAGGGUUCUAAGAGACCUGGGUUUUUCAGCCUCUGGCGUGGAGAAGGGGAUCUCAAAGCCUGGAAUUACAGCAGAUCUUGUGCCCGCGGAUGGAAAUCUGAAGAGCGUCCCUAUAUCAGAGCCUGAUUCGUCUUCUGAUUCAACAUUGAGAGUUAUUGAUGCCACUGGGAAGCAUCAAGAAGAAGGUAACUCUGUGGAUGUUGGCCAAGAAGAUGAUUCCGGUGGGGUUGGGAGUUCUAGUGAAGUUGUGCGGAUUUCUGGUACUCAAGAUAUGUCGGCAAGGAGCCCUUCAGAGAGUGGUGAGGGCUCUGAUGUGGAGAGUGAUUCAGGUUCAACUUCUGAUUCGGAGGAGGAGAAUCGAAGGAGAGAAGAGAUGAGAAAGAGGAGGGAACAGAUGAUUAUGAAGAAGGCAGCGGCAGCUGCUGCAAUGGCCAUUCAAGAACGAGAGGAUGUUGUUGCUAAAUUAGAGGGUGAGAAGCAGAGCCUGGAGAAAAUACUGGAGGAUCGAGAAAGAAAGCAAGCACAAGAGGCAACAGAACUGCAAACAAGCAUGAUUGAAACAUUGGAGGCUGUUGAAAUUGAGAAGCAGAAACAUAACAGUACCAGAAUGGAAGCCCUUGCUCGCUUGGCUAAACUUGAGACCACAAAUGUUGAGCUUGCCAAGUCACUUGCAACAACCCAAUGGAAUCUUGAAGUGGAGGUGAAUAAUGUAGCUAAACUACGACAAGAAGUUGAGAUGAAGGAACUUGCUCAAGAAGAAUAUAAGCGGAGACUGUCUGUUGUCCACCAGGGUUAUCCUUCAAAUCAAAUAGAAUCUUCAAAGAGGGAUGAAAUCGAGCAAGAAAUACUUGAUGCAGAGUACUCUUUUAUAUGUGAUAAAAUCGCCAAGUUUAAGGAAAAAGCAAAGAAACUAGAAGAGAAUAUUGAGCUCACAAAAAGCGAGAUGGUGCAUCCAACAGAAAUAGAAGUUGAGCUCAAAAAGAGGCUUAGUCAAUUGACGGACCACUUAAUACAGAAACAAACCCAGGUUGAGGCUCUUUCUGCUGAAAAAGCAACAUUAUUGUUCAGAAUAGAGGCGACCUCCAGAAUGCUCGACGAAAACGGAGUAUCAACACAUGCUCCCGAUGCUGCAAACAAUUCAGGUACUGGAUUUGCAGAUUCCUUCUCAAGAGUGGACCUCGAGUCGGGAACACUGUUACCAUCAAACACUGCAUCAAAGCCAGCAUUACACGAUAAAAUCCGAUCCGGAAGACAACAACUUCAAUCAGUAAUAUACCAAUUAGAUGCUAUUUUCGUCUCCGGUACCAUCUUUCUCAAGAGAUACCCAAUAGCUAAGAGUUUAUCUAUACUUUAUCUAUUUUUCCUCCAUCUUUGGGUCAUGUAUAUAUUAAUGUCCCAUUCUCAAGUAUCUGAAAGUGCUAGCCAUGGUGCACUUCUUUCAUUGGAUUCCAUCAAUAGAACAUCAGGUUCCUAAUUGUUUUUGUAUUCACUGCAUUACAAAAUAAAAAUAUAUAUAUAUAUAUAUAUGAUAAACGUGUUUCAUUUGUUUGUAAUAUGCUCUUAAAGUCUUCUAUUAAUAUAAUUUUGCCAUUUUUUC